Messenger RNA from Rosa chinensis, 3531 nucleotides. Its product is annotated as homeobox-leucine zipper protein HDG1. The transcript is spliced from 9 exons. Lineage: Eukaryota; Viridiplantae; Streptophyta; Magnoliopsida; Rosales; Rosaceae. The record is from RefSeq and is a predicted model, not a curated record. Gene Ontology annotation, biological process: regulation of DNA-templated transcription. Bases 742 to 3168 code for a protein of 808 amino acids. Gene Ontology annotation, molecular function: DNA-binding transcription factor activity, RNA polymerase II-specific; DNA binding; lipid binding.
AAGGAGAAGGAGAGAGAAUGGAAGAGGUCCAGUUGGGUCUUUUUCUCUACUUGGAUUUGGUAUUGGAAAAGUCAUUGUGAAAUAGUGUGAAAGUGAGAUAAAGCUCUCAUGGCCUUUUCCUUUUCUGUUUUCCUUUUGAGACCCUUUUGGGUUUUAAAGUUUUUUUUUUUAUAAUUUUUCCUCUGGGUCCUUUUCAUUCCUGCCAAACUUUUAGUCAAGGGGAGCAGAAAAGGAAGGAAAUUUAGGGUUUUUCCUACAGCCGUAGUAUAGAUAAACCCAUGAUGUGAUUGUGUUUUUACAAAGAAAGGGGUUUGGUUGGUUGUGUUUGAAGUUUUGAACUGGGAAUCACAAAAAAGAAAAGGCCUUUUCUUGUCUUCUUCCUCUUUUUCUCUCUUCCAUCUGAAAACAAAUUCUAUACAGUCAUGCAUGGGAGUUGACAAAGGAGGCAGCUUUUUUAUUCUGUUUCUACUUCGGAAUCGAAAUAUCCGACCUUUUUAACGCUUUAGCUCAAUCUGGCAAAAAAUCUGUACAAGGUCAAUGACUGAAUAUAUAUUUUUCUUUUAAGAGAAAAUCUGGUUAUAUAUACCUUUUUGAUAGUGACGGUGACUGUUGCUAACAGAACCUGCGGAGACAGAAGGGCCAAAUAGAGCCAGGCCAAUUCAGAUAGAGCAAAAGAGAGAGAGAGAGAGAGAGAUUUAAUAUUUUAUUUGUUUAUUGGUUUUCUGUUUGUCCCCAGUUUUGAUGAAUUUUGGAGGUUUGAUCAGUAAUAGUGGAGGUGUUGGGGGUUCAAGAGUUGUGGCUGAGAUUGAUCCACACAGCAGUGGUGGUGCCAUUGCUCAACCGCACUUUAUUCCCAAUUCAAUGCAGACUUCCUCUGCCCUCUCCCUUUCAAUAGUGCAGAAAAACAUGGAUGGGCACAAUGAACUUGACCUGAUUGCUGAGAGUUUUGACCCCGGGAUUAUUGGGAGGUUGAGGGAAGAGGAGUUUGACCAGAGCCGGUCAGGCAGUGACCACUUUGAUGGGGCAUCCGGUGAUGAUCAAGACCCUGUCGACGAGGAUGAUCGGCCACGGAGGAAGAAGAAGUAUCAUCGUCAUACCCCCAGCCAAAUCCAAGAACUGGAAUCUUUCUUUAAGGAAUGCCCACAUCCUGAUGAAAAGCAAAGGUUGGACCUCAGCAGGAGGCUUGGCUUGGAGACUAAGCAAGUCAAGUUUUGGUUCCAGAAUAGAAGAACUCAAAUGAAGACUCAACUGGAGCGCCAUGAGAAUAUAAUUCUUAGGCAAGAGAAUGACAAGCUCCGAGCUGAGAAUGGUGUGAUGAAGGAAGCUAUGUCAAAUCCAAUAUGCCACAACUGUGGUGGCCCUGCCAUUCCUGGCCAAAUUUCAUUUGAUGAACACCAACUGAGGAUUGAGAAUGCUCGACUGAAUGAUGAACUGAGUCGAAUUUGUACUUUGGCACAAAAGUUCUUGGGCAGGCCCAUUUCAAACUUGGCUGCUCCCCGCUCUCUUCCAAGCUCGACUGCCGGUCUAGACCUGGCGAUGGGAAUAAAUGGGAUGGGUUGUUUGAAUGCUGGAGCCAGCAAUCAGUUAUCGAUGGGGUUCGAGUUGGGAGAUGGUGUUGGAAGCUCUUCACCUGUGAUGCCUCUAAUGAAACCGGUUAUGGGAAUGCCAAAUGAUUUGCAGCAUAUGACUGAUAGACAUGUUUACCUGGAGCUUGCAGGCGAAGCUAUGGAUGAAUUGGUUAGGAUGGUUCAAGCAGAUACCCCUUUGUGGAUGAAAAGUUCAGAUGGUGGAAGCGAAACAUUGAACGUGGAGCUGUACAGGACAUUUUCUUGUAUCAGUACCAGGCAAAGUGGCUUGGUAACUGAUGCUUCAAGGGAUUCUUGUAUGGUGAUCAUAAACAGCUUGGCUCUUGUAGAGACUAUGAUGGAUGCGAAUCGAUGGACAGAUAUGUUCCCUACUUUGGUUGCUAGAGCCUCCACCAUUGGCAUGAUUUCCAGCGGCCCAAACGGAACCAGAAAUGGUACUAUUCAAAUGAUGCAUGCCGAGCUUCAAAUGCUUUCGCCAUUGGUUCCAGUCCGUCCACUCAAGUUCCUCCGUUUUUCCAAGCAGCAUGCAGAGGGUGUGUGGGCUGUUGUCGAUGUUUCCAUUGACAUCCAGCAAGAUGCUUCCAGUGUGAACUGCCGGAGGCUUCCUUCUGGCUUCAUUGUGCAAGAUAUGCCCAAUGGUUACUCCAAGGUGACUUGGAUAGAACAUUUAGAAUAUAAUGAGAGUGGUGUUCACCAAUUGUUACAGCCAUUACUACGUUCUGGUAUUGGCUUUGGUGCACAGAGGUGGCUUGCCACUCUCCAGAGGGAAUGUGAGUCCCUGACUUUCCUCAUGUCCUCUACCAAUCCUAAUGAAGUUCCUAGAGCAGGGUUAAGUAUGAAUUCAAAGAAAAGCAUGCUAAGGUUGGCACAGCGGAUGAUGCAAAGCUUUUGUUCUGGGGUUUGUGGCUCAUCAGUGCGCCAGUGGGACAAACUCUGUAUUGAUAAUGUUAGUGACAACGUGAGGGUAAUGGUGCGUCAGAGUUUGGAGGUCGGUGAGCCAUCUGGCUUCGUGUUGAGUGCUGCAACAUCUGUUUGGAUGCCAGUAUCAAGGUCAAGACUGUUUGAUUUCUUGCGAGACUGGCAAUUAAGGGGGCAGUGGGACAUUUUGGUCAGCUGUCGUCCACUGCAAGCCAUGGUUCAGGUUGACAAGGAUCACGGAGGUGGCAACAGUGUUUCUCUCUUUAAUGCCAAGGGUCUUGAUGCCAAUAACAAUAAUAACAUGCUGAUGUUCCAAGAGACUAGGACGGAUGCUUCAGGGUCAAUAGUUGUGUAUGCACCGAUCACUUCAACAAGUUCAGAUAUCAUGAGGGAUGUUGUGUACGAGGGUGGAGAUUCUACUUAUGUAGAACUCUUACCAUCAGGAUUUGCAAUCCUUCCUUGUGUUACUUCUGACCAUGUCAAAGGAGAAGGAAAUGGCUCUGAUGAUGGGGGAUGUCUGCUGACAGUUGGAUUCCAAAUUGUGUGUGAUGGUGGCCAACCAACAUCCAAGCUCACUAUGCACUCGGUUAAGACUGUUAUUGAUCUUAUCUCCUCCACCAUUCAGAAGAUCAAAAGUGCCCUUCAAAUAAAUGAUGGCCCUUGAAAUACAUGAUGUUCGUGACUGGUUAGUUUAGUUUAGUUUACCUUGUCUUUGUCCUUGGGUUUUGGGAAAGAAAAUACAGGAGAUUAGAAAAUGAGAUGGAUGUAAAACCUUUGCAUUCAAGGGUUUCGAGUCAAGAACGAACCGCAUUUUCAGCUGAUACUGGUGCUAUUGCUUAUUAGGGAUAAAUGGUCUGACUUCAAGCUUCUAAAAAACAAUGGUUCGGGUAUUGACUCAGUGGACCUGCAAUAUGUUUAUUAUGUUUGUUGGUUAUACCAUACAGAACUGUGGAAAUCAAGCAGCGACCAACCUUUUGUUUGCGAAAUGUUAAUUAUUGUCUAAUUUUGUUUGGUUUCGUCUGCCUCU